Messenger RNA from Molossus molossus (Pallas's mastiff bat), 2832 nucleotides. It is a transcript of the gene EXD3, whose product is annotated as exonuclease 3'-5' domain containing 3. Gene Ontology annotation, biological process: nucleobase-containing compound metabolic process. The record is from RefSeq and is a predicted model, not a curated record. NCBI's taxonomy places the organism in Eukaryota, Metazoa, Chordata, Mammalia, Chiroptera, Molossidae. The coding region runs from base 109 to 2832 and encodes 907 amino acids. The transcript is spliced from 25 exons. Gene Ontology annotation, molecular function: nucleic acid binding; 3'-5' exonuclease activity.
GCUCAGUUGCCUGCCACACGAGCCCGACCAGAGCUGGGGACAGACUGCAACCAAGUUCCACACUCCUCGAGCCGCCUGCACCCGCCCCUGGCCCAGCCCGCUCUGAGGAUGGACCCCGGACACCCCGCUGCUGGUGACCCUGCCGGCGGUGACCCUGCUGCUGGUGACCCUGCCGGCGGUGACCCCGCUGCUGGAGACCCUGCUGGGGGCCAGGACAUGCUUGUGCUCCUGCAGACCCUCCAGACGCCGUGGUCCACGCGGGCGCUGCAGCAGCUCGAGGAGGAAGCCUGGCGGGGAUUCGCUGCCCUGGACGACCCGCGCGCUGGACUCCUGGACCUGCUGGGGAGUGUCAGAGGCUGGCGCUGGAAGGGCUCCUCCCUGGAGACCUGGGUCACCUGUGAGCUGGAGCGCUGGCUGCAGACACAGCCUCCCCCGGGGCCCGCCCAGGGCAGCCCAGGGCUGAAGCAGCUGCAGGCACGUGUGCUCGGGGUCCUGGCUGAGUGUCCCCCCAGUCUUGUGGAGCCGCUGGUCAGCAUCUUCCAGCUGCGGGAUGCAGACCGGAGCCACCUGCUGGCCCAUGUGCACGGGCUCCACCAGGAGGGCAGGUUCAAGGAAGCUGUCACGCUGGGCACGAGGCUGCGGCUGCAGCCAGAACUUGACCUUGAGAAGAUGAGUGCCCCCCUGCUCCUGCAGGACAAGGUGAACCUCGUGGAGCGCUACGUGGACGGCUUCCCGGACCUCCAGAGGAGGCUGCUGGCCCUCAUGGACUCCUGGUGCCAGCCCGGCCUUGACAUCAGUGUUGUCGCCCGGCGGUACCCGCAGGUGACCUCCCUGAGGCUGGAGAAGCUGAGCCCCCGCGUGCUGAGCCGGCAGGUCCUGCGCCUCCUGGAGCGCUACGGCCUGGACCCAGCUUCGUGUCCCCACGCUGUCAGCCAGCGGCACCUGGCGGCCCUGCGGCACCUGUGCUACAAGCGGUUUGUGGAGGGAAGCAUGUCUCAGGAGAGCUGGGCCGACCACGUGCGGGGCCUGGUGGGGCCUAGCCCGUGGCUGCAGGAGCAGUUGCUGGCCUCUCAGGCCGACGUGGCCAUGGCUGCCCGCUGUGCCCAGGACCUGUCCCUGCCCGAGGACCAGCUGCCGGCCUCGGUGGCCACAGAGCUGCGCCGGCUCCGGCUCCAGGAGAGGACGGCCGAGGUGCCCUCCAAGGACACGAGGGGCCAGUGCUACCAGCUGCCCAUCGCCAGGGAGGAUGUUCGCUUCCUGGCCACGUGGCAGGACCUGGCCAGGCACGAGGAGGAGCUCCUGCAGCCCGGCCAGGUGGUCGGCAUGGACCUGGAGUGGAGGCCCUCGUUCUGCCCGGGGGGCCGACCCCAGGCGUCACUCAUGCAGGUGGCCGUGGAGGGCCGCGUGUUUUUGCUGGACCUCCCUGCGCUCUCUCGGCCGGCAGGAGGGCGGACCUCCCAGGCCUUCUCCCGACUGGUGUCCCGGCUGCUCUCGGACCCGUCCAUCACCAAGCUGGGUUACGGGAUGGCAGGGGACCUGAAGAGCCUGGGGGCCUCCUGCCCCGCCCUGGCCCAGGCGCAGAAGCAGCUGCAGGGAGGCCUGGACCUGCUGUGGGUGCACAGGCAGAUUCGGGCCGACAUGCCUGCCCUGCGUGUGGACGGGGCUCAGGGGACGCGGGGCCUCAGCCUCCUGGUGCAGCAGGUGCUGGGCAAGCCGCUGGACAAGACACAGCAGCUCUCCAACUGGGACCGGCGGCCCCUGCGGGAGGAGCAGCUGCUGUACGCAGCUGCCGAUGCCUACUGUCUGCUGGAGGUGUACUGGGCACUGUGCAGAGAGCCUGCCCGCUUCCAGCUGUCGGGGGACCUGGCCAGGAGCCCGAGGCUGGGGCACAGCAAGAGGUCGGGGGCCCCGGAGCCGCCAGGCCCCCAGGAGGCCUCGGCACCACCCCAGCAGGUGCCCGAGGUCCCGGCCAGGGCCUUCCGCGUGGUGUGUGACAGGAUGCUGCAGGGGCUGGCACGCAGCCUGCGCUGUCUGGGCGUGGACGCGCUCGCGCUGGGUCCCGGCGAGGGCCCCCGCCAGGCAGCCGAGGUCGCCCGGCAGGAGGGGAGGGUCAUCCUGACCUCGGGGCAGCCGUACCACCAGCUCCAGGCACAGGUGGGGGCUGGGCGCUGCUUCCGGGUGGACCGCUCCCUCAAGGCCCAGCAGCAGGCCAAGGCUGUGCUCCGGCACUUCAACGUGCGCGUUGCCCACGCAGACAUCUUCAGCCGCUGCCAGGUGUGGCUGGAAUUCCUGGGCUCCGAGCAGACGUCAGGCUGGCUGGGCACCUGGGAACUGACCCCUCCAGCUGCCUGCCCCCAAGCCUCAGCCUCAAACCCUCUGGAAGCCCAGCGAGACCCACCUCCUGGGGAGGCCUGUAACUGUGACCAGUACCUGAAGGUUCCCAAAGACCUGAUGAAGCAGCUCGUGUGGCUCAGUGGCCGCUGGGAGGACCCUGGCAGCGCAGGUGAUGAGGCCCAGAGUGAGGACACACAGGAGCCAGGCUCAGCGCCAGAGGAGACGCCGGGGGGCUGCACCUAUGACCCCCCUUGCCGCGGCCUGGAGGAGGCAGACCUGCAGCUCCGGGCCCCAGCCACACUGAGCAACGGCACCCAGCUGCAGCUGGCGGGCAUCCCCACGGGCGUGCUGCGGCGGCCGGGCCUGCAGCACUUCUACUGCUGCGUGGGCUGCGGCAAGGUGUUCUGGGAGGGCUCCCACCUGGGCCGCGUGGCCGCGCAGUUCCGCGAGGUCCUGGCUGCUGCGCCCGGCUCCCGGCACCUGCAGGUGUCGGAGUGA